CCUAACCGCUCCUUAUAAAUAGUUGUUUCCAGCUGACAGCCGUCCAUAACCUACCGGUUCGGGGAGGUACUGACAGUUUCAUUCUUGCCGCCAUUUACAUUCUCAAACUCAAAGGUGGAGUAAAUAUUUUUACAGUUUAAAAGGACAAUUUAUAGUCUUUUUCUUUGUCGAUUAACCAUAACACAUAAAAUCAUCUACCAAAAACCAAAGGCUAUCGCCCUUGACCAUGGAACUUGAUCUCCAAAAUUAUGCUCGUAUACUUCAAUCUUGCAACACCCACAACUUCAUUCUCCUAGGUAAACAGCUCCACUCCCUUUUCCUCAAAAAGGGUAUCCUUAGUUCCACUAUUACAAUCGGAAACCGCCUCUUACAAUUGUACUCACGCUGCAGUACUAUGACUGAGACUUGGAAAUUGUUCGAUGAAAUGCCACACAGAAAUUGUUUUUCUUGGAACACAGUAAUUGAAGGGUACAUGAAAUCAGGAAACAAAGAGAAAUCAUUGGAGUUGUUCAAGUUGAUCCCGCAUAAAAAUGAUUUCUCCUGGAACUUGGUUAUUUCAGGGUUGGCCAAAGCAGGUGAGUUAGAAGUUGCAAGGGAUUUGUUUGAUAACAUGCCUAGGAAAAAUGGGGUUGCUUGGAAUUCAAUGAUUCAUGGUUACGCGCGACAUGGAAAUGCAAGAAAGGCUGUUGAGCUGUUUAAAGACUUGGGAUCUUUGGGUGAUUCAUUUGUGUUGGCAACUGUUAUUGGGGCAUGCGUUGAUUUGGGAGCUAUUGAAUAUGGGAAGCAGAUUCAUGCACAUAUGGUGGUUGAGGGACUAGAAUUUGAUCCAGUGUUAUGGAGUGCUCUGAUAAAUUUAUAUGGAAAAUGUGGUGAUUUGGAUAGUGCGAGUCUUGUUUUGAAUUUGAUGAAAGAACCUGAUGAUUUCUCUUUGUCGGCGUUGAUUUCAGGUUAUGCAAGUUGUGGCAGAAUGACUUAUGCAAGAAGAUUAUUUGAUAAAAUAAGUGAUCCAAGUGUUGUUUUGUGGAAUUCUUUAAUUUCUGGACAUGCUUUGAAUAAUGAGGAAAUUGAGGCAUUAGCUCUUUUUAAUAAGAUGCGGGAGAAGAAAGUUCAGGAAGACUUUUCUUCAAUUGCAGUUGUUUUGAGUGCCUGCAGUAGUUUAUGUAUCUCUGAACAUGUAAAACAAAUGCAUGGCCAUGCUCAUAAAAUUGGAGUAAUCCAUGAUGUUAUCAUUGCCAGCACUCUGAUUGAUGCCUACUCCAAGUGUGGAAGGCCUAAUGAUGCUUGCAAAUUUUUUAGUGAGCUCCAAGCCUAUGAUACAGUCUUGCUUAACUCUAUGAUCACUGUGUAUUCCAGUUGUGGAAGAAUUGAAGAUGCAAAGUAUCUAUUCAAGACGAUGCCAACUAAAAGCCUGAUAUCAUGGAAUUCAAUGAUAGUCGGUCUAAGUCAAAAUGGUUGUCCAAUUGAGGCAUUAGAUACAUUUUGUAAGAUGAAUAAACUAGACCUAAGGAUGGACAAGUUUAGUUUGGCUAGUGUCAUCAGUGCUUGUGCUAGUAUCUCAUGUAUUGAACUAGGUGAACAAGUUUUUGCUAAAGCUACUCUCAUUGGACUUGAAUCUGAUCAGGUAAUAUCUACUUCCCUUGUUGAUUUCUACUGCAAGUGUGGUUUAGUUGAAUAUGGGAAAAAAAUAUUUGACACAAUGACAAAAUCAGAUGAAAUCUCUUGGAAUUCCAUGCUGAUGGGUUAUGCUACUAAUGGUCAUGGAUUUGAGGCACUAGCAUUGUUUAAUGAAAUGAGAAAUGCUGGUGCAAGGCCAACUGACAUAACAUUUACAGGGGUUCUGUCUGCCUGUGAUCAUUGUGGACUUCUAGAGGAGGGACGAAAGUGGUUUGACUCGAUGAAAUGGGACUAUCAUAUUGAUCCUGGGAUAGAGCACUACUCUUGCAUGGUUGAUCUCUAUGCCCGUGCUGGUUGCCUUGAGGAAGCAAUGAAUCUUAUAGAACAAAUGCCUUUUAAGGAAGAUGUAAGCCUGUGGUCAUCAGUUUUGAGAGGCUGUGUUGCUCAUGGAGAUAAAAGUCUUGGAAAGAAGGUGGCAGAGCGGAUUAUUGAGCUUGAUCCUGAAAACUCCGGUGCUUAUGUACAGCUAUCAAGCUUAUUUGCAACCUCAGGUGAAUGGGAAACAUCAGCUGCAGUUAGAAGUAUAAUGAGAGAAAAGCAAAUAAAAAAGAAUCCUGGUUGCAGUUGGGCUGAGAGUUGAACAAGCAUUUUUGAGGUGGCGGAAGAGUUGUCAGAAAAAAAAAAAAAAAGAUAUGCCGCUCCAAAAUGAGAUGUAUUAUUCUUGAUCAGCUUGCACUAAUUGACCCUUUAAAUGUCAAUCGUGCUCAGCUACUGAGAUACCAGCCUAUAUAUUCUGCAUCCUGAGAUGAUAAAAGAAGGGAAGAGAAUAAAUAGGUCCAUAGAUGACGAUAAGAUGGAAAUACGACAGCGUGUUACAUUUGAUUUGUUCCAUUGGUGCCUGUCACCAACAGACGAGAGGGAACACAGCAAGCAAAAAAAAUGAGGUGGCACGCGCCGAUUAUGAAGUCACACCUACUUAUUUCUGCCAUGUAGCAAAAUUUAUUGUAACGCAAAAAAAGAA
Molecule: messenger RNA, 2635 nt
Organism: Theobroma cacao (cacao)
Lineage: Eukaryota; Viridiplantae; Streptophyta; Magnoliopsida; Malvales; Malvaceae
Product: Pentatricopeptide repeat (PPR) superfamily protein
Biological process (GO): RNA modification
Molecular function (GO): protein binding; RNA binding
Source: RefSeq, a predicted model, not a curated record